AGUCGGUAACGGACGAUGGAGAGCGGCGGCGGCGGCGGCAGACCGCCCGCCUUCGACCGGGCGCCGGGAGCGGGUCGAGGCCGCGGCCGGGGCUUCGGGGCGGCCGCGGGAGCGGGGGGGCGGCCGCAGGGACACGGCGACGGCGCCCAGGAGAACGGGCUGUGUCCCGGCUCGGGCCUGGGCCUGGCUCCGGCCCCCGGACCCGGAGCAGCGCUCGCCCAGCUGCCCGGAGCCGCUCCCGGCAUCACCGCCCCCGGGAACCCCGUCACCGCCACCGCCAGCGGACUGCAGGGCAACGGCGUCCAUGUCAAGAGCGCCAUCCAGCAGCAGGAGCCGCUGCGGCAGCCCCGGAGCAGCCCGCCCGCCGAGCACCCGGAUCAUGGGCAAAUGGCCUUGGGCCCUCAUGACCAAUAUCUCUCGCAUGGCACAAAUACCUCCAUGGUUAAAUCACAGAAAAUGGAGGCAUUCACCAUCCAGUCUAAACUUUCAGCCAGCGCACCAGAAUUCUACCCCCCUGGCUUUAUGGCAGUGUCGUCGAAAGCUACUGCCGACGAGGCCUAUGUGGAUUUUGAGAUCCCGCCUGACCUGACACUUGCUGAUUAUCUCCAAGAUUUCCUGAGUCUCCUGACCUCUCACCCCGGGAGUUUUGAGCUGGAGAUUGGGCAGUUCACAGAAAUGAUGAACACCUGGGUGAACACUGACGAAAUACUGCAAGAGGUGGUGGAAAUCAUCUACCAGCAGGCAACCACGGUGCCCAACUUCACGUACACGGCAGCUCGACUAUGUAACUACCUGUCCCAGAACCUUACUAUUAACCCCAGAAAUAGCAACUUCCGCCAACUCCUGUUACAGAGGUGUGAGACAGAGUACUCAAAGAGAAACGAGGCAGUGAAUGGUGAUGAAAAGGCCAGGAAGAAGUUCCACUCAUUUGUGCUGUUUUUGGGUGAGCUGUAUCUCAACCUGGAGAUCAAAGGUGUAAACGGGGCGGUGACACGAGCUGAGAUUUUGCAAAUAGGACUCUGCGAAUUACUGAGCGCACUGUUUUCUAAGCCCGUGGAUGAUAACCUCACCUGUGCUGUAAAAUUACUGAAGCUUACUGGGUCAAUACUAGAAGAUGCCUGGAACAAGCAAGGAAAAUCAGAUAUGGCCGAGAUAAUUCAGCGAGUUGAGAAUGUUGUUCUAGAUUCUGACUGUAGUAGAGAUGUCAAGCACAUGUUGCUGAAGCUGGUGGAGUUGCGGUCUAGUAAUUGGGGUCGUGUUCACACAGCAGUCACAUACAAUGAAGCUACACCUGAAAAUGAUCCUAACUAUUAUAUGAAUGAGCCUGUAUUUUAUUCAGCAGAGGGUAUCCCUCUCACUCCAGCAGACCCAGAUUACCUGGAAAAGUACCAGGAGAUGAUUGAUCGAGAGGAAUUGUUUCAAGGUUAUUCCGACGAAGAUGGGGACGCGUAUCUUGAUGACUCAGAAGAUGAGAUGGACCCCGAGAUGGAGGAAGCUUUUGAAAAGUUCUGUGCCGAAACAGAGAAAAAGACAAAAUAGUGCAAAGAGGAGAGAGCAUGGGAUUCGUUAGAAGUGAAAAAUAGACAAAAAAAAUUUGCGUUUUGAGUGUUUAUUUGAAAAAAAGGACAAAAAAAAACUUUUGAAUUUCAAAAGACAUGCAAGUAAUUUAAAGGCAAACUGAAGAAACAUUUUCAUUUUCUUGUGCCAUUGAAAGCAUUACAGGAAAAGGUCUGUGGGAAUCUACCUAAAGCUGUUGAUGGUGAAUACACUGCAAAAAUGCCCAAGCAGAUUCUGCCUGAUAAUAUGUUGUACUUUUAAUGAGACUCUUUUGUAAUAUAGUUUGUUAUAGUUUUAUUUUUAUGUAAAAGUUGCAAGUUCAAAACUAAAAUAAAAUGAUUCUUUGUAACGGGCUGCAUCGCUUCGUGAAGCACACUAAAGAUUUUGACUCUCCCGAUCAAUAUGUAAUUUAAAAAACAACACAAGGCACGCAGACAAUGAAUUAUAUGUAUCAGUCGGGAGAGGAAAACAGCAGCUUGCUCCGUGCAAAGUCAUUGGGUUGGGGGAAAGAGAUGUAUGGACAUGAGGCAUGAGAAGAGUGAGAAAUUCUCACACUGAGAGAGUAAGGUGGGGACUACUGUUAAAUAGUCAAAUCGUAAUGCUGCCAUUAUUUACCAGUCCAUAUAUGCAUGCGUACACACACACACACACACGCACACGCACCCCACACACACACAAUGUACAUGCAUACACACACUUAAAUGAAUACACAUAUACGAUAUAUAUACACACACACACUAUACAUGCAUACACACACUUAAAUGCAUACACAUAUACGAUAUAUAUACACACACACGCACAAUAUACAUGCAUACACACACUUAAAUGCAUACACAUAUACGAUAUAUAUAUGUACACACACAAUGUACAUGCAUACACACUUAAAUGCAUACACAUUUUCUGUGUAUAUAUAUAUACACGCACAUGCGCACACACACACACACACA
Molecule: messenger RNA, 2504 nt
Organism: Leucoraja erinaceus (little skate)
Lineage: Eukaryota; Metazoa; Chordata; Chondrichthyes; Rajiformes; Rajidae
Gene: paip1
Product: poly(A) binding protein interacting protein 1
Exons: 11
Coding region: 16-1539 (507 amino acids)
Biological process (GO): regulation of translational initiation
Molecular function (GO): translation activator activity; RNA binding; protein binding
Source: RefSeq, a predicted model, not a curated record